ACCUUCAAACGGAGCCGAGCACAAGCCUGGCCGGAGGAACAGGGCGACCGGGAGCACGGGCUGUACAGCCUGCACCGCAUGUUCGACAUCGUGGGCACCCACCUGACCCACCGGGACGUGCGGGUGCUCUCCUUCCUCUUCGUGGACGUGAUCGACGAUUACGAGAGGGGGAUGAUCCGCAGCGGCCGGGACUUCUUGCUGGCGCUGGAGCGGCAGGGCCGCUGCGACGAGACCAACUUCCGACAGGUGCUGCAAUUGCUGCGGAUCAUCACUCGCCACGACCUGCUGCCGUACGUCACCCUCAAGAGGCGACGGGCCGGGAGAGGGUCGGGGGGGAAUCAGCGUCCCCCGUCCUCUCCCCGCGCAGUGCCUCCCCACCACCCCGUGGUCUGCUGCUCCUCCGCGGGACCCCAAAUCUGUACCAAGAGGCCCGGCCGCGGCAGGACCCUCCUCAGCAGCCAGCGCAAGAGGAGGAAGUCGGCGACGCCGGACCCUAAGGAGAAGCAGACCUGCGACAUCCGCCUGCGAGUCCGAGCCGAGUACUGCCAGCACGAGACGGCGCUUCAAGGCAACGUCUUCUCCAACAAGCAGGACCCCUUGGAGCGCCAGUUCGAGCGCUUCAACCAGGCCAACACCAUCCUGAAGUCCCGGGACCUGGGCUCCAUCAUCUGUGACAUAAAAUUCUCAGAGCUCACCUACCUCGACGCGUUCUGGCGCGAUUACAUCAACGGCUCUUUGCUGGAAGCCCUCAAGGGCGUCUUCAUCACGGACUCGCUCAAACAAGCCGUGGGCCACGAAGCCAUCAAACUGCUGGUCAAUGUGGACGAGGAGGAUUACGAGGUCGGGCGCCAGAAACUCCUGAGGAACUUGAUGCUGCAGACGGCGCCCUGA
Charadrius vociferus (killdeer) is the source of this 891-nucleotide messenger RNA. RefSeq names its product death effector domain containing 2 (gene DEDD2). Gene Ontology annotation, cellular component: nucleolus. Gene Ontology annotation, biological process: regulation of apoptotic process; extrinsic apoptotic signaling pathway via death domain receptors; apoptotic process. The annotation marks the transcript as partial. NCBI's taxonomy places the organism in Eukaryota, Metazoa, Chordata, Aves, Charadriiformes, Charadriidae. The record is from RefSeq and is a predicted model, not a curated record. The transcript has 3 exons. Gene Ontology annotation, molecular function: protein binding; DNA binding.